UGCUCCCAGCAGCGCCAGAGCGGAGCCUGCAAGGAUGGGAGCCAGGCUGCUCUGCCUGUGCCUCCUCACAGCCCUCCUCGGCUACUACAUCUACACCCCGCUCCCCGAGGACCUGGCCCAGCCCUGGACAGUGAUGCUCAUCUCGGCUGCCGUCAGGGCCCUGGGGCACCUGUCGGAGGCGGCUGAGCUGCUGGGGAUGAUGCACUACAUGGAGGGCUUGAGGCUGAUCACGGCUGUCGAGCUCGUCGCUCCCACGUCCGACGAGAACGUCACUGUGGCAGACACAGAGUUCAGCGCUGUCCCCGUCCGCCUGUUCCUGCCCCGGAGGGCACCCGGCGGGCUCAGGAGGGCCAUGGUCUACUUCCACGGCGGCGGGUGGUGCCUGGGAGACGCAGGCAUGCACGGCUACGAUCUCAUGUCACGGCGGAUUUCAAACGAGCUAAAUGCUGUCGUGGUGUCAGUCAACUACAGGCUGGCCCCUCCGCACCAUUUCCCUGCCCAGUUUGAAGACGUGUACGCGGUGACCAAGUUCUUCCUGCAGAGCAAGGUCCUGUCCCAGUACGGGGUGGACCCUGCGCGGGUCUGCGUGGCCGGGGACAGCGCUGGGGGCAACCUGGCUGCGGCUGUGGCACAGCAGCUGUCGGAGGACCCUGAAGUCAAAACCAAGCUCAAAGCUCAGGUUCUGAUCUACCCAGCUCUGCAGGCGCUGGACCUGAACCUGCCGUCCUACCGCGACAACGCCGACAAGCCGCUGCUGCCCCGCUCGCUGAUGGUGCGCUUCUGGAGCGAGUAUUUCACGUCGGACCCGGCUCUCAGGGAGGCCAUGGCCUGCAACGGGCACGUCCCGGCCGAGGCGGGCCCGCUGCUGCCGCUGGUGAACUGGAGCCGCUGGCUGCCCGCCGACAUGCGGAAGGCUCACGCGUACGCCAGCCCGGCCCCGGGCGGCGCGGAGCUGGCCCGGAGGUACCCCGGGCUGCUGGACCCGCGGGCGUCCCCGCUGCUGGCCAGCGAGCCCCGGCUGCGCCGCCUGCCCCGCGCCCUCAUCGUCACCUGCGAGCACGACGUGCUGCGGGACGACGGCGCCAUGUACGCGGGCCGGCUCCGCGCCGCCGGCGUGCCCGUCACGCACCACCACGCCCGGGACGCCUUCCACGGCGCCCUCACCUUCCUCGCGUGGCCGCUGGAGCUGGCCGUGGGCCACCGGCUGCUCAACACCUGCGUGGGCUGGCUGAGGGAGAACCUGUGAGCGCAAAGUCCCCUCCUCACCUGCGCCAGGUGUGGCCGGAGCCGUGCUGGGUUUCGGCCGCGAUUGCCGUCCCCGUUGCAAUUCCCGCGGUGCUGGGGCUGGAGCGUUUCCCGUCUUGUCCGGCAGGAAAUCAGUCUGACCCUAACCCACGUGUUCCUCCAGUGUUAUCGCCUGAGCCUCAAACCCCCAGACUGCCAGGACUGCCCCGGGGUUCCUCUUCUGGCCCUGCAGCCUCCGGGAUUCGGUGUCUUUUCUCCGUUGCUCUUCUUCCUUCCCACCACGUUUUCAGCCCGCGGUGUGUGCCGAGGGGCCAGGUCGCUGUGGGCACACGGGACGUGCUCGGUGGCUGCUUUCUUCCUGUCUGCUUUGGCUCCGUGGGAUGCGGCAGCAGGGCCCUACUGCUGCCGGGGCUGAUGGGGUGAAGGGAAGCAGCGGGAGGCUCGGGGCGGCUGCAGGGACCUGCCCAUGGCGGGCUGGGCUGGGCUGGGCUGGGGCUGCUGUUCCUGCCCGGCACAGCUUGAGGGAAGCACUUGGAAACCCAGUGGGAUGGCUAAAAAAUUGUGAAAGUGUUUGGGGCUUUGCUUGUUUGUUUGUUUGGGGUUUUUUUUUUUUUUGUUGUU
This is a messenger RNA of Vidua macroura (Pin-tailed whydah), 1866 nucleotides long. RefSeq names its product arylacetamide deacetylase (gene AADAC). Gene Ontology annotation, molecular function: carboxylic ester hydrolase activity. Gene Ontology annotation, cellular component: membrane. NCBI's taxonomy places the organism in Eukaryota, Metazoa, Chordata, Aves, Passeriformes, Viduidae. The transcript has 5 exons. Bases 35 to 1246 code for a protein of 403 amino acids. The record is from RefSeq and is a predicted model, not a curated record.